GCGUGGGAAGCAGCGCGCUCUCGCUCUCCAAAGCGGGUGGUUUGCUUGUUUUUAUUUUCCUCUUGAGUUCUGUAGAACUUCCGGUAUCCAGUCGCAUACCGUCGGGCUCCCGCCUUUAAUGUGCGGGGGCGAGAACGAAGGGGAUGCGCAAACGCCUGUAAAAAUCAAAGCGACGCUGCUCCUUAUCGGGGGCGGGGAGUUGGGGAACGAGAGUCGUUGCGCUUCUAAACACUCCCGCCCCUCAGGAGGAAAUGGAGGAGGGUUCCAUUGGGAACCAGAAGUGCAUUGCGCGGCAGGCUUUCCGUAAAGGUGGGCAGAAGUUCCCUCUUUGGGUUCCUCCAGCAAGUUCGGUGUCCCCUCGGCCUUCGGGGGGAGAAGCUGCGGCGGCAGAAGGGAUGGCGGCGGCAGGGGCUCUGUCUUCGCUCAGGCGCUGCGGGAAGCUGAGAUGGAAUAUGCCUCCAUUCAUAAACUCUCGCAUGAGGCAACCCAGUUUCUUUAAAUCUUCCAAAUCUGAGGCUUUACCAAACCUAACCAGUGAAGGAGUAACUUGUGCUCCACUUCAGACAUUUACAGAAGAGGAGAUCAUGAUCAAAGAAAUGGUGAAAAAGUUUGCUCAUGAGCGAGUGCUACCAUUGGUACAGAAAAUGGAUGCUGAUGCAAAAAUGGACGAUUCUAUUGUACAAGGGCUAUUUGAACAAGGGUUGAUGGGUAUUGAUCUUGAUCCCAAAUACGGAGGAACUGGGUUUUCCUUUUUUUCCACUAUUCUGGUGGUUGAGGAAUUGGCCAAGGUUGAUCCAUCAGUAUCGCUUAUGUGUGAGCUCCAGAAUACCUUAACCAAUAAAUUGUUUACGACGUAUGGCACAGAAGAACAAAAGCAAACCUAUUUGCCUAGACUGGCAAAAGACAUGAUGGGCAGUUUCUGCCUCUCAGAGCCUGGUUCUGGCAGCGAUGCGUUUUCCUUGAAGACUCGUGCUGAAAAGAAGGGGGACUACUAUAUCAUCAGUGGGUCAAAGAUGUGGAUUAGCUUUGCUGAGCAUGCAGGAGUGUUUUUGGUGAUGGCAAAUGCCAACCCUUCCGCAGGCUAUAAAGGAAUUACCUGUUUCAUAGUAGACCGUAAUACAGAGGGCCUACAUGUAGGAAAGAAGGAGGAUAAACUGGGAAUCAGAGCCACAUCUACAUGUCCUGUAACAUUUGAAAAUGUGAAGGUUCCUGUGACCAACGUCCUUGGGCAGGUUGGGCAGGGCUAUAAGUAUGCCAUUGGAAUGCUCAAUACGGGAAGAAUAGGAAUAGCUGCGCAGAUGUUGGGAUUAGCACAAGGAUGUUUUGACCACACCAUCCCAUAUACAAAGGAGAGGUACCAAUUUGGAAAAAGCACAUUUGAUUUUCAGGGAAUGCAACAUCAGAUUGCGCAAGUGGCUGUACAGAUAGAAGCUGCAAGAUUGUUAACCUACAAUGCAGCUCGACUUGCAGAAAGCGGAAGGCCAUUCAUAAAAGAGUCAAGCAUGGCCAAGUAUUAUGCAGCAGAGGUUGCUACUCUAACCACAAGUAAAUGUAUUGAAUGGAUGGGCGGAGUUGGCUUCACAAAAGAUUAUCCUAUUGAGAAAUAUUACAGGGAUUGCAAGAUCGGUACCAUAUAUGAAGGAACUUCAAAUAUCCAGCUGAACACAAUCGCAAAAUGCAUUGCUCAAGAAUACUGAGAAUACUGAAAAUCAAGAGAUUUAAUUACCGCUACAGUACUGGUGUGAAUCACGGGCUACUUCUUCAUGUCCAAUUUCUAAGACAAAAUAAGAAAAAUUGUGGUAAUUUUAAAUAUGUACAAGACUGCAGCAUAAGUGACUAGACUGUUACACUUCAGUAAUGUACCAUAAUAACUAAUUUUCCCAACUAUAAUGAUACAGGCCGUUAAAAUCAACCUUCUUUUGUAUCUACAUGUUGGGGUUUGUAGAACUGAUAACUUCAGUUGAUUCUGGGCUAUCAAGGCUUCUCUGCUUUACCAUGUGGGCUCUUUGAACUUUUGCACCUGCUUAUCAAGAUCCAACACACCAAUAUACAAACUUUGAAAAAGAACUAAGUAUCCAAGAAAUCUCUGAAAUUCUAUUCACACAAGUGUGAUGGCCCUGAUGACAUGGGAGCUGUAAUGAAGUUACACUAAAAAAAAUACCCUACAACCUAUACAUGUUGGUGAACUACACAAGUAUCAGUGGUUGGUGCUUAAAAACAUGGCCCAAACAGGAUAAUAAUGGACAAAAUAACCCACCUCUUUGAUUGAUUUGCAAUGCUGUACUAGGGGAGUUGGAACAGACUUGUCCUAUGGUUGUUAAGAUGGAGAUGAAGGAACUAAUUAAUACAGGGCCUUUUCUAUAGGAUGGUUAAAAGUUAGUACUUCAUGCUUUAUUCUGGGCAUCCUGUAAAAAUGCAUGCAGGCCUCAGAGACAGCAAUAAGUAAGACAUUUGCUUUUGAAUAGUCCUGUUAAUCUUGGCUAUUGCAAUGUGUCCAGGAGUAUGUUCAUUUCCAUGGCACUUGAAGGUAUUUUACAUAGAACUGCUUCACUGGAACAUAAAAAGGUAAGAUAAGA
This is a messenger RNA of Podarcis raffonei (Aeolian wall lizard), 2576 nucleotides long. RefSeq names its product acyl-CoA dehydrogenase short/branched chain (gene ACADSB). The transcript is spliced from 11 exons. Bases 252 to 1697 code for a protein of 481 amino acids. Gene Ontology annotation, cellular component: mitochondrion. The record is from RefSeq and is a predicted model, not a curated record. Gene Ontology annotation, molecular function: flavin adenine dinucleotide binding; acyl-CoA dehydrogenase activity. NCBI's taxonomy places the organism in Eukaryota, Metazoa, Chordata, Lepidosauria, Squamata, Lacertidae.